Messenger RNA from Prosopis cineraria, 3510 nucleotides. RefSeq names its product pentatricopeptide repeat-containing protein At3g62890-like. The record is from RefSeq and is a predicted model, not a curated record. Gene Ontology annotation, biological process: RNA modification. The transcript has 3 exons. NCBI's taxonomy places the organism in Eukaryota, Viridiplantae, Streptophyta, Magnoliopsida, Fabales, Fabaceae. The coding region runs from base 296 to 2650 and encodes 784 amino acids. Gene Ontology annotation, molecular function: zinc ion binding; RNA binding; protein binding.
UAAAACACGUUGUCGUGAGUAGCGGUCCCAUUCCUCUUCGUCGACGAACGAGCAUUCCACACUCCAUCGGACGCCUUCAACCGUUGUCAGUCCUGCGUGGUUGUUCUCGGGCAAGCAGUGAAGAAGGUUCGAACCCUAGGACAUUUUCUUUUCCCAGAAUCCGGCUUCAUUGAGUCAUCCUUUUCAUCUUGGACAUUAAUGUCGCCUUCAAAAUACCUCAGAGUUAUCAUUCCUUUCAUUGGCAGAAAUAAAGGCUUCUUAUCUGUGGUUCUCUAUGAGCUAUAUUUGAUCAGCUAUGAAAUCGAGUGUGAAUCCUGGAUUAAUGUUCAGGCCAACCAUGAACCUCUCUAUCUUAGAGACAGUUUUGCACAAAUGCCAAUUUCUAAAGCAAUUGAAUCAAAUCUUGUCCCAGAUGGUACUGACCGGAUUUAUCAAAGAUACAUAUGCUGCUAGCAGAAUCAUCACGUUUUCAACGAACUCAAAUUUCAUUGGCAUUGAUUACUCUCUCAAAAUUUUUAAUCACAUUGAGAACCCUAAUGGGUAUAUUUGGAACACUAUGAUGCGCGCAUACUUGGAAAGGAACUCUCCUCAUGAGGCCUUAACUUUGUACAAAUUGUUCCUCAUUAAUGAUCCCAUUCCAGAUAACUACACCUACCCAAUUCUUCUUCAGUCUUGCACUGCUCGGUCUUCAGAAUUUGAAGGAAAACAAUUGCAUAAUCACAUUUUGAAAUUGGGUUUCAAUUCAGAUAUUUAUGCUAGGAAUACAUUGAUCAAUAUGUAUGCAGUUUGUGGGAGCAUGAGUAGUGCGCGUAAGAUUUUUGAUGAAAGUCCUGUGUUGGAUCAAAUUUCUUGGAAUUCAAUUUUGGCAGGGUACGUUCAGAUGGGCGAUGUAAAGGAGGCAAUAUAUAUAUAUGAUCGGAUGCCGGAAAGAAAUAUUAUUGCAUCUAAUUCUAUGAUUGUGUUGUUUGGAAAAACUGGUCAUGCUGUUGAGGCUUGUCAACUAUUUAAUGAAAUCCCCCAAAAAGAUAUGGUUUCAUGGAGUGCAAUGAUUUCUUGUUAUGAACAAAAUGCAAUGUAUGAGGAGGCAUUGGUUUUCUUCACGAAGAUGAAUAAAAAUGAAGUUACAGUGGAUGAGGUGGUGGUGGUAAGUGUUCUUUCUGCUUGCACACACUUAUCAAUUGUCCAGACAGGAAAAUCAAUGCACGGCUUGGCUGUGAAAAUUGGAAUUCAAUCCUAUGUUAACCUUCAAAAUGCUUUGAUACAUUUGUACUCAAGUUGUGGGGAAAUAUUGGAUGCAAAAAAGCUUUUCAAUGAUGGCAUCCACUUGGACAGGAUUUCUUGGAACUCUAUGAUAUCCGGGUACCUGAAAUGUGAUUUAGUUGAAGAUGCUGAGUCAUUAUUCAACUCCAUGCCAGAGAAGGAUAUUGUGUCUUGGAGUGCCAUGAUAUCAGGGUAUGCUCAACAUGAACGUUUCUCAGAGGCUCUAGCAUUGUUUCGAGAAAUGCAGUUUCAUGGAAUCCCACCAGAUGAGAUCACAUUAGUGAGUGUAAUCUUGGCAUGCACCCAUCUCGCUGCAUUAGACUUGGGAAAAUGGAUUCAUGCUUAUAUUAGUAAAAAUAAUUUAAAGGUUAAUGUUGUAUUGGGUACAACUCUUAUAAGUAUGUAUGUGAAAUGUGGAUGUGUGGAAAAUGCUUUUGAGAUUUUCAAUGUGAUGGAGGAAAAGGGAGUUUCAACUUGGAAUGCUCUUAUCCUUGGGCUGGCAAUGAAUGGUAUGGUAGAGAAGGCCCUUGGCAUGUUUGCAGAUAUGAAAACAGUAGGGUUGCUUCCGAAUGAGAUAACUUUUAUUGGAGUUCUUGGUGCAUGUCGGCACAUGGGCCUAGUGGAUGAGGGGCGCCACCACUUUCAUUCUAUGAUUGAAGAACACAAAAUAGAGCCAAAUGUUAAGCAUUACGGAUGCAUGGUUGAUCUCUUAGCACGUGCUGGUAUGCUUAAAGAAGCAGAGAAACUUAUUGAAAGUAUGCCAAUGGCACCAGAUGUUGCUACUUGGGGUGCUUUGCUUGGGGCUUGUAAGAAAUAUGGUAACAAGGAAAUGGGGGAGAGGGUGGGAAAAAAGCUCAUUCAACUUCAACCUGACCAUGAUGGUUUCCAUGUUUUACUAUCAAAUAUAUAUGCUUCCAAAGGAAAUUGGAAUGAGGCUCUUGAAAUUAGGGGGAAGAUGAUGGAACAUGGGGUGGUGAAGACGCCUGGUUGUAGCAUAAUUGAAGCAAAUGGAGUGGUUCAUGAAUUCUUUGCUGGAGACAAGACACAUUCUAGAAUAAAUGAUAUUGAGAAUAUGUUGGAUGUUGUGGCGUUGAAGUUAAAGGAUGAAGGAUAUUCACCAGAUACAAAUGAGGUUUCACUUGACAUUGAUGAAGAAGAGAAGGAAACUGCCCUUUUUAGACACAGUGAGAAACUUGCAAUAGCAUUUGGACUUCUCACCGUUGCCCCAUCUACACCAAUUAGAAUUAUCAAGAACUUGAGAAUUUGUAAUGAUUGCCACAUUGCAGCAAAAUUGAUUAGCAAAGCAUUUGAUCGUGUUAUUGUGAUUAGGGAUCGCCAUCGCUUUCACCACUUCAAGCAUGGAUCUUGUUCUUGCAUGGAUUUUUGGUAACGUUAUUGUUCUUGAAAGUAAAGUGGUGGGGGACAUGGGUACAUCAUUCUUGUCAUUGUGUUCUGGAACUUUUUUUUUUGGGGCCAAAUUGUGCUCUGGAACUUAAGUUCAACCAUUGAUGGAGAAUUGGAGAUUCACAAAAACACGAAUUUUGUGCGUGCCCUAACUCCCCAACAAUCGAAGUUGAGAUUAAUGCCUUGCAUGCCAAGAGGGCUUAGCGUGUUUCAUUUGGCCUUUUCGGCUGGCAAUCAGUCAGAAUGGAAAUAUUUUGCUACUAACUACUGGGGACUGGUGGCAAGGCAGUUGAAAUAACUUUUAAGUGCAUUUUCAUUUGUCGAACUUGGGAAGUUUCGACUGAAAGGAUUAUAUGCAGAUAUCUUAAACUCCAUACCAUUGUUAGUUACCGGCAUAAUAUUGGAUUUGAAUUUGCUGAGUGGCUUAAGUCUAGUCACUUAAUGAGUGUGUUAUAUGACACAAUAACAGUUAUUCAAUUUAAUUGAAUGGUUGUAAGAGAUUUUAUUAUAUAAUUUUAAAAAGAAAAUCAAACAUUACAUUUUUGGAGAGAACAAUGUAUGUGAGGUGUGCUUUAAUUGUUAGGAUUGUUUUAAAUUUUUGGAGGGAAAUGUAUUUUUAUAAUUUUUAAGUAUUAAUAAAAUUUAAUAAUCGUAAUUGAGACACUUAUUAAGUGAGUAAAUUUAAGCCAUUCAUCGAAUCUAAAUCUCACAAUAUUUAUAUGUUGGUGGUACGACUACUCACUAAUUGGAUUGUCUAGAAUGCCAGAAAUGAGGUAGGAAAUAGGUAGCAGUAGACUACCAUGGCAAAAGAUCUUUCCUAAUACUUGCAGGCUUUUUAAAGUGUUG